Molecule: messenger RNA, 438 nt
Organism: Rotaria sp. Silwood1
Lineage: Eukaryota; Metazoa; Rotifera; Eurotatoria; Philodinida; Philodinidae
Source: the annotation of a GenBank genome assembly
AUGGUUCUUUGUCUUGGAGCUUGUGCAACAACUUAUACAGAAAGUAGUUUACCUGCAAGUGUUUUUUCUGGUGCAACAGCUUUUCCAUUUUGGGAUGAUUUAUAUAUUUAUCCAAAUACAUCACAAGGCAUUUAUUAUCAAUCAGAAGGAAAUAGUCCAAAUAGAAAAUUAAUAUUUGAAUAUUAUAUGAGUCAUUAUAUUGAAAUAAAUCAAUAUUAUCAUUUUCAAAUUAUUUUCUUUGAAGAUUCUCCAGGUAUUGUUCAAUAUAAAUAUUUUGAUGCAACUGAUCAAGGUGAUACAUGUACUAUUGGAGUUCAAGGUUCAAAUAGUGGUCCAUUCAUCAUGUAUUCAUAUGAUCAACACAAUUCUGUACAAGAAAAUAUGAUUCUUACUUUUGAUACAAUUCAUGGAACAUAUAAUAAAUCUACAAUAAUAUAA